UGAAGCGUAUGUGGAGUAGUUGCUGCAGUGUUUAAUUUCUUGCAAAGUGUUAAUCCCUCCGUUCAACAACAUUAUGACACCAAAAGGUGCAUUAAAUAGCAAACGCACUUUUAAUUAAGUUAAAGAGAAGGUGAUUUUAAAAAAAUCCAUAAUGAGCAGCCCAGAGGAGGAUUUGAACAGUGAAGUUACAUCUAGAAUAAAUUCGCCACGAGCAGAAACAGAAUACGGUGACACUGGAACAAGCUCGGGAGGCCCUGAGACACCCAGCACCCUGAGUGGAAGUGUCCAGGUCAGGCGGAAGCAGAGAAAUGCCUUGAAGGAAGCGGCCAUCAUGAUCUUGCCAGAGGAAAAGCUGGCACAGGCUGAACAGAGGGCACGGAUGCACACUGCCAGUGGGGAGGAGGUACUUGCAGUGCAAGAAUUGAUGAGAUGUGUGGCUCUGGCAAGGAUCAUUUUUGGGGAUUUCCACUGGCGGAUGGCACAGGCCCAUAUCAGCCUAGCAGAAGGCUACCUGGAGCUUAAAGGUCAGGCUCUGCAAGCUAAGCAGCACUGCGUAAAGGCCAAGGACAUCAUGUAUGCCAACACUCAGCUUCCGGCAUCUGAGGAGGAGAGGAGGGAGAUCCUCCGCUGUUUGAUCACCAUGUUCCUCACGCACGGUAAAGCCCAGCUGGGGCUUGAAUAUCUGAAAGAGGCUGAGCAGAGUUUGCUGAAGUCAGAGAAGGUGGCGGACGAGCUUCGCCAAGUGGAGGAGGUGACACAGGAAGAGAUGAGACAAGUGGACAUCAAGAUUAAUUUGUCCUUGGGACGGCUCCACAUGAAGGCGAGCAGGUGGGACAAGGCUGUGGCAUCUUGCCAGAAAGCACUUCGACUGGUGCAACUUGACAAGGGCGAAAAGAGCAUGGCAUGUGUCCCCAUCUAUCAGGACUUGGCAGCUGCAGAGUUGGCCAGAGGCAGUCAUGACUUGAGAGUGCAGUACCUCCUGCAGGCUCAUUCCAUUGUGCUGACUAAUGCUCCUUCUGGAGUGGAAGAGGGGAAAAUAAAUCUUGCUCUAGCGGAAGCCUACACUUUGACUGGCAGAGCUGAAGAUCACGAUACAGCAGAGCAGUACUACCAACAGAGCCUGCAGUGUUAUCAGGCAGUCAUGGGACUGGAACACCCUUUGUCACUCUCUGUCCUGGAUAGUUACGGUCGCUUUCUGAUACUCAUCAAAAACUAUGUGGGUGCUUCGAAGUUGCUUCAGGAAUCCCUUCCAGCCAAGCUCUCUACCUUUGGAGAUUUCAGCACAGAGGUGGAGGAGACGUACCACCUGUUUGGAGGAAUUGAGUUAGCGCAGGGACACCAAAAAGCAGCCUUCAAAAAGUUCAAGAAAUGCCUGGAAAUUCAGACCUUUCUGUAUGGUUCACAGCACAAAAAGACCAGAGCGACUCAGCAAACAGUCCAACUCCUGUCCAAGUCUCCAGAACGGACAUUGGCUGAAGGACAGACCAGAACAAAUCACUUAAAGCAGAGAUCUCCAUUUUGUGCUGUGAAACCAAAGCAUGGUAUAUCAGGAGCCAUCUGCGUUAUAACAUUGCUGCAAGCUCGGGAGAGCAACAUUGAAUGCGUGCCCCAAUGUAGCUUCUGUGGGAAAUUUCAAGGAUGGGUGUUAGCAGCAUCUGGGGCACUUUGCUGAAGAUCUGCCAUGUUUUGAAGCCAGUGUUUCUAUAGUAACAUAACAUUGUGCUGGAGUGUGACUUGGGAUGAAAAAAUUAUUUUUGUAAUCUUUCAAGCAGGCUUAUUUUCUACUUCAACCCUUUUUUUAAAAAAACGUGCUAAAGGAACUUUGAAGAUGCACAUUAAGCAGUUUGUUCCAGUCUAAAGCUUUUCUUUCAUCAGCUGAAGACUGACGGAUGGAACACAUUGGAUUUCAGACAGAAUGGUUUCUAGGUUCUUGUCAUCUGUGCUGAAUGGCUGGAAGCUGAGAGAAGCAUCCUGAACAUACUUAUCUAAAGUGAAACUGCUCUAGCUGUAACUUUGUGAGCUGUCUUCCUUCUACUAAAUCAGAGACUAAUUACAGCACC
Mobula hypostoma (lesser devil ray) is the source of this 2060-nucleotide messenger RNA. RefSeq names its product tetratricopeptide repeat domain 23 (gene ttc23). The transcript has 12 exons. Gene Ontology annotation, molecular function: protein binding. The record is from RefSeq and is a predicted model, not a curated record. The coding region runs from base 152 to 1672 and encodes 506 amino acids. NCBI's taxonomy places the organism in Eukaryota, Metazoa, Chordata, Chondrichthyes, Myliobatiformes, Myliobatidae.